Molecule: messenger RNA, 486 nt
Organism: Sordaria macrospora k-hell
Lineage: Eukaryota; Fungi; Ascomycota; Sordariomycetes; Sordariales; Sordariaceae
Product: mitochondrial 54S ribosomal protein mL49
Biological process (GO): translation
Cellular component (GO): mitochondrial large ribosomal subunit; ribosome
Molecular function (GO): structural constituent of ribosome
Source: RefSeq, a predicted model, not a curated record
AUGUUCCGCCCAACCUUCCUCGGCCUCGUCCGGGCCACCGCCGUCGCCCAGCCCGCAACCCGCGCUGCCGUCCUUCCCUUCUUCCAGCCCCGAUUCUACUCUGCCGUCGCCGAGUCGCAACCAACAACAACGACGACGACGACACCAAUCCAGCCCACACAACCCACCACCACACCUAUCCAGACCACUCAGACCGCCGCCGCCGCUGCGCCAACAGAAUCGAAACCCGUGCCCAAGCCCUACCUAGUAGGCCGCGCCUGGACCCAGCGCCUGCCCGUCUACCACCUCGCCAAGCGCGGUGGUAACAAGAAGCUCACGCAGAUCAAGAAGGUGCAGGGCGAUGGCCAGGCUUUGCGCAGGGAUCUUGCGCAGCUCCUUGGGUUGGACGUGAAGGAGGUGCGGGUCAAGGUGCCGACGGGACAUUUGGAGGUUGAUGGACACCGCAGCGCGGAGAUCACCAAGUUCCUCCAGGGCUUGGGCUUCUAG